Molecule: messenger RNA, 1145 nt
Organism: Armigeres subalbatus
Lineage: Eukaryota; Metazoa; Arthropoda; Insecta; Diptera; Culicidae
Exons: 3
Coding region: 17-745 (242 amino acids)
Molecular function (GO): catalytic activity
Source: RefSeq, a predicted model, not a curated record
GUUGGCUUGUACGUUGAUGAGCAUCAAUGUACAAAGUUUGAAUGCACACUCGUCGGACAUUGCAACAGAUCGGGUGCUUACCGCCGUUGAUUUGCUUGCAAUGAGCGAAACUUGGCUUGACAACGGCACAACCACAAACAUCAAUGGAUACCUUUGUGUUUGUCAAGAGAAGCGUGACGGAACAAGAGCGGGAGGAGUGGCAAUAUUUGAACGUGCUGGUUCGUCGACUAUGGCCGUUUCUCACGCCAUUACGAAGCUCAAUGAAAGCUAUGACCCAGCAUUGAGUGUAGCAGACGAAUAUGGGGACUGCUGUGCUGCAGAGGUUUCGAUCAUGGAAACCCGCACGUUACUGUUUGCGGUAUAUAUUUCACCAGGUACCACCCUGAAGCAAAAGAAAUAUUUCUUAGUGCGCAACCUCAUAAAGUACACCCAUGUUGCCAUGCCCGUGGUAGUGUCGGGAGACUUUAAUAUUGAUGUGACGAAAGAGGAGAACAGAGAUUUCAUCUGGUUCAUGAAGCAGUUUCUCUAUCUGGAUUGUGCUUCGGAUCCAACUAUAGCGACUACUCUGGGUGGCACAUGUCUCGAUCUAACGUUCACCUGGAACGUAAGUGUGGAAUGCAGGAGAUACUGCACGUACUUCUCCUACCACCGGCCUAUUUUGUCGAUUCUUGCGGUGUCCCGAGGUAAAACUAAUGAUUUAGAAUUAAACAUAGUUCUCUUCAUCAGUUAUGUUAUUUUAUUCUAGAACCGAUGCCAUCCCAGUGAAGUGAAUUAACGUCACUGAUCGUCGUUGGUCCGCUAGUUCAUCUGCCAAAACGUUCGAUUUCAACCAGAAUGACCAAUCAUUGACAUCAGCCGGACAGUCCGUAGCAAAAAUAGAUAAUUGAUCCUGAAAAUGAAACUUGAGUAUUUGAUUCAGCCCAACAGUGGAUUGAUGCAUCCUUUAACAUUCAUCGGGACCACGGCGUACAUCACUUCAAAAGGCUUCAAGCCAACAUAAACAAACGGCCCUUUUCAGGGCCACCAAAUAUUCAUGGAGGAAGAUGUUGUUGAGGCUGUUGUUUACCGAUCUUCUGUUUCUUUAAUACUCUGCUUAUAGUUAUAAACCGAAAUGAGUUUAUAGUAACAAUCGGGUUUUCGCCCAU